Messenger RNA from Myxocyprinus asiaticus (Chinese sucker), 5801 nucleotides. RefSeq names its product serine palmitoyltransferase 3-like. Gene Ontology annotation, cellular component: serine palmitoyltransferase complex. Gene Ontology annotation, biological process: sphingosine biosynthetic process; ceramide biosynthetic process. NCBI's taxonomy places the organism in Eukaryota, Metazoa, Chordata, Actinopteri, Cypriniformes, Catostomidae. Gene Ontology annotation, molecular function: pyridoxal phosphate binding; serine C-palmitoyltransferase activity. The coding region runs from base 313 to 1983 and encodes 556 amino acids. The transcript has 12 exons. The record is from RefSeq and is a predicted model, not a curated record.
AAGUUUGAAAGCAGUAUUUGCAUGGGACAAAACUUGAACUCCCCCAUUAUGAUCAAUGAAGCUGUCAAUGGGAGCGUCCAGUUGCUUGGGUCGCGUUAUCGCUCCUCUGAUGACCGUGAACACUUCCUGGUACAAAGUUGUGUUUGUGUGCACACAAACCAAAGGCAAUUUAGCAUGAAAUCGGAUGGUUAACUCUCGUUAAGGAAUUACAGCUCAACGGACCGGUUUCAUAAACGCACUUCUCUAAACUGGGGGAGCGAGUAGACAAGUUAAAUAACAGAAUUUAUCCCUCAGUUUUGACACUUGUCGAACAUGAUACGAGCAGCAGAACAUCAUCCGUGCAACGGAGCCCUGAAGUCUAAUUUUGAACAGAAACGACUGAAAAAUAACAUUGGUGUGAAAAAUGGACAUCACCGAAAUGAACAGGUGCAGAAAAAUGGCAAAGGGAACGGUUUUCAUCAGCCCCGACCCAGGGGCGAAGAUUCAUUCGAGCAGGCCCCCAUGUAUGUGGCUGUCCUGACCUACAUGGGAUUUGGGAUUGUCACCCUGUUUGGCUAUUUCAGGGACUUCUUAAGAGUUGUUGGCUUAGAGAAGUGCCAUCAGGCCCAAGAGAGAGAAGAGCAAAAGGACUUUGUUCCUCUUUACCAAGAUUUUGAAAACUUUUACACCCGGAACCUGUACAUGAGAGUCAGAGACAACUGGAACCGGCCCAUAUGCAGUUUACCUGGUCCGGUUUUUGACCUCAUUGAAAGGGUCUCUGAUGAUUACAACUGGACUUUCAGGUUAACAGGGAAAACGAUUGAGAAUGUCAUAAACAUGGGCUCCUACAACUAUCUGGGUUUCGCUGAAAACAAUGUCGACUUUCUGAAAACAGUAGCACAGAAGACCAAGCAGUACGGAGUGGGGGUCUGCAGCACAAGACAGGAACUAGGCAACCUCAGCAUCCAUGAGAAACUGGAGCGACUUGUGGCAGAGUUCUUGGGCAUGGAAUCUGCCAUGGCAUUUGGAAUGGGCUUUGCCACCAACUCCAUGAACAUUCCUGCUCUGGUGGGAAAGGGCUGUCUGAUCCUGAGCGAUGAGCUAAAUCACACUUCCCUCAUCCUGGGAGCCAGGUUGUCGGGGGCAACCAUUAGAGUCUUCAAACACAACAACAUGCAGAGUCUAGAAAAGCUGCUGAAGGAGGCGGUUUGCUCGGGGCAGCCUCGUACCCAUCGCUCCUGGAAAAAAAUCCUCAUCGUGGUGGAGGGUAUUUACAGUAUGGAAGGGUCUUUGGUCCGGCUGCUGGAGAUCAUAGCACUAAAGAAAAAGUAUAAGGCUUAUCUGUACCUUGACGAGGCCCACAGCAUUGGGGCGGUGGGGCCCACAGGUCGGGGAGUUACGGAACAUUUUGGGGUGGACCCGAACGACAUUGAUGUUCUAAUGGGUACCUUCACUAAGAGCUUCGGGGCUGCUGGAGGGUACAUCGCUGGUAAAAAGGAGUUGGUGGAUUACUUACGGUGUCACUCUCAUAGUGCGGUCUAUGCUACAGCCAUGUCCCCACCUGUCGUUGAGCAGAUCAUCAGGGCAAUGAAAUGUAUAAUGGGAGUUGAUGGCACGACAGAAGGCCAACGUAGAGUUCGGAAGCUGGCUGAGAACACACGCUACUUCAGAUCUCGACUGCAGGAGAUGGGCUUCAUCAUUUACGGCAACCAGGACUCUCCUGUGAUACCACUCCUGCUCUAUCUACCUGGAAAAGUUGGUGCAUUCUCACGGGCCAUGUUGAAGAGAAAGAUUGGUGUUGUAGUUGUUGGUUUCCCAGCUACACCCAUUACAGAGGCCAGGGCUCGCUUCUGUGUGUCUGCCGCCCACACCAGAAACAUGCUCGACAAGGUUCUCCAGAGCCUUGAUGAACUUGGGGAUGACAUCAGGGUGAAGUUCUCUCGUCACAGACCUUCCAUACGUCCAGAGCUGUACGAUGAAAUGGACUUUGAGCUGGACAGCUGAUUAUUGACGCUCACUGCUGUGAGAGCGAUCGCUUGUCCACCUCGAGAAACUGCGAAGGUUCCCGCAGUGAGAACACCUUGGUAGUCUUACUGUUUCACACAGGACAGUUCUGCUUUACCAAAAAUUUGUUCAGUGUUUGUAAUGAGCUUUUCAAAAUUGUCCUACCAUGUUAAGAAGGACACAUGCAGGACCCUACACUUGUUAUAUGUAUAUAUUUUAUAUUGUAAAAUUGUAUUUAAUUGCUUUUUGUGAAGUUUGUUAAAUUACCUUUCUCAGGGGAUUUUGGGAAAAAGGGAGGGGGCCAUGACGGCUAUGUUUGUAGAACAUACAGUAUAUCAAAAGCUGCUCUAAAUACAUCAAACAAUUAACUCCCUUAACACUGACCUACAUCAAAACUCUAGCGGCGAAUAAGAAAGCCCUUGAUGUGGCCCUAUUUUUUUAUCCUGCUGCUAAGAUGGAUUGAUGAGAGACCAUCAUGUGCUGGAUUAUGGGUUUGUGUGAUCCAAAAGUACAUUGAUUGAACGAGAUUGAACAAGGCUGGGUGUUGCAGACCAACUCGUAGUCAUUAAAAAUUCCUGUAUCACAUCUUGCAGAUCUCAGUCCUUAUAAUUUACACUGACAGGCAUUUAUUUGAAUUUCAUGUGGAGGAAAUUCCUUCUGAUUUUAAAAUAAAUCAAAUUCAUUUAUGAACUUAUUAUAUGUACAUAUAAAGUAAAUGUUUGCUUGGAAAGUUUUAAAGUGUUUCAUGUAAUUGUGUUACCACAUUUCAGACACAGGGCUUUUGCUUAUUUGCAAGGAUAGUAAUUUGUGUGUUCUUUUAAUUAGUGGCGCUUGCAAAGGCAAAGAUUUUCACUUGGCAAAUGAUAAAAUGGGUGGGAAAAUGUAUCCACUGAAGGAGGGAUCCGAGCUAUAUCUAGGGACAAGAAUAUCAUAGAGACUUAUAGUUGGGCUCUUUUGGCUUGUAAGCAACCACUCAGAACACCCUAGCAACCGCUUAAUGCCCUGGCAAUCACCCAAAAUCAUAGCUUCAUGGAACCAACUUUUGCAUGGGUAAACACCACUCACAUUUUCUUCAGAAAAUGUAAAAAGUUAAAAAAAAGAAACAAGUUUGAUCAUAAAAUCUCAGCUCAACAGCUCCUUUACGAUUUUAAACGGUCUGUACUACCACAGUAAAUAAAAAAGCAUAUAUUAAUCUUUGACAUUCAUUUGGUUUUUCAAAUGAAAGGUGGUGUUUGCUCAUGUUUACCAAUCUUCAAACAUCUUUGCUUCGGAUGAGACAAACCUUAACUAUUACAUUUGAAAGAGACCCAAAAGAACAAUUUCCUCCACAGACACUUUUCUGUCUGAUAGCGCUAGAGCUGAACAUGCCAGCUAUGUUGUGCAUGGGCCAAUAUCCACCUUAACCUAGCAAUUAGUGCCGAAAUUCACAUUCCGCAGGUGUGGGGUAACAACUUGAUUAAUGCUGGGAGGAAUCAAGACAGAUAGUAAAUGCUGCAGACAGAUGGUCUCUAGUCUGCACUUGUUUCACCAGUGUAUCAAACAAUGUUUAUGUUAUUUCAAGAAUACCAAAACCAUAGUGAUGAAUAUUUCUUAAGAGGCGAGAUAGUAAGGAGAUGUCUUGGGUCCUAGACUCGUUAGGCUCUGUAUGUUUUUGUUCCAUUUCAAGGAUGCAUUGGGACCAAUUGCAAAGACUUGUGACUUGCAAAGAAAAACAUUCUCAAAUAGAGAAGAGAAACGUGUAGAAUCUCAACGGUAACGUUAUUAUGCUCUGCAUGCAUCUAUUUGUGGAUGUGUGAAGAAACCCUUUCUAGGAACUGUAUUAACGUGAAAUCCAGCAUCUUGUUUACUGUUGGUAGAUCAUCCAUUCUGCCAAAUUAAUGUUAAAUUAUCCAUCCUGACCGACAACGGCACGAAUGUUGGAUCAAUUCUCCCACUAGACCUCUCUCUCCAUCAGAAGAUAUCAGAGUUUUGUCUGAAAUAAAAAUUUAAAAAAAAACACAGUCAAUGUCAACAGCUUAGGUUAACUCUUCUACCAGCCCAAGAGCUAGGCAUAAGGCAGCAGGGGAAUACAGAAGGCAGGAGACAAAGUGAUGGUAAAAAAUUAACAGAAUUUAUUGAUUAAUCUUAGUUGCGUGUUUCUCAGUGACUUCGUCUGACCAGUAAGUGUUGUUAUACCAUGCAAAGACAAAGGAAAAUUACUGCUUAACAACAUCGUCCUGUGACAUUGAAGACUUUGAAAUGGAGACAACUCUAUAUCUUUUAAACUUGUGAAGACAAUAGAGCACACAACAUAAGAUUGAACAGAAAUAAUAAUGCAUAGCAAGAGCAGGAAACAAUAUUAUAAGAAAAGUCACAUUUAAUAUGUAAAAUUAAUGUAAAGAAAUUCGUAAAUGUAUAAGUAAUAUGAAAGAAUUAAAUGGAGUACAACACAGAUUUUUGCUCCCUUGAAGCUGCACUUACACUCAGGUUCAUUUUAAAAACUCAAAUUAGAUCAUUAUAUCCAUCACUGUCAUUAGACUUGUGUCAGGGAGUUUCUACAUUCAGUACAUUUACAUGCGCAGUUAAUUUUUGCAAUUCGCAGAAAUUACAUACAUACGCUUAAAGGUGUAUUCCUGGGUUCAAUACUAGUUAAGUUUAAUCGAUAGCGUUUGUAGCAUAAUCUUGAUUACCACACAAGUUUACUUCGACUUGCCCCUUCUUUUAAAAAAAAAAAGCAAGAAUUGGGGUUACCAAUAGGCACUUACAAGAGGCCAAUUUUUGGAGAGUUUAAAAUUUGUGUAUUAUUUGAGCUGUAAAGUUGUUCAAAUUGUCAUUUGUGCUGGAUUACAGGGUUUAUAGCAAUGCGAUAUCAUAGCAACAAAGUUUUAAAAUUGCAUAUAACUUUACACCGAAAAGGUUAGUAACCAUUUUUAUCACACUAAAAUCAUGUUAGCAACACACAUAUUGUUUACGUCUUGUGGCUAUACUUCUGAAACACUGAGUAUUUUAACGUUCACAAAUUGACCCCAUUCACUUCCAUUGUAAGUGCCUCACUGUAACACAAAUUUUUGCUUUUUGUAAAGAAAAGGGGGGGACAAGUCAAAAUAAAUUUUUGUGAUAAUCAACUUUAUCCCACAAAUGCUGUUAAUUGAGCUUAACUUGUAUUUAACCUGGAAUAUACUGCUCUUUCAGUCACAACAACAUGAAUACUGUCUCCUUAUCCAUCCACAAAUGUCAGUUCCUAGCAUUAGCCAUGAUAUCUCUACCUUGUGGUGCAUUCGACUUUUGGGUUCUAUACACUCUGCACGUCCCCUCUUGUCUUUCGGAGCAUGCAUACAAUGCCAAGGCCAAUUGUGGUCUGAUUAACGUGUAUACAUGCUGGACCGAAGCCCAGCUACAUUCACAUUAUCUAUAUCUAUAUCGGGAUGAUUUCAGACUAAUGCCGUGCCCUUACUACACGAUUUUUGGUCGGAUUAUGCUGUCGCAGACAGAUUUCUAAGGUCUGUGCUCGCUACAGUCAUAGUCAUUAAGUAUGAGCAGUUCCGGGAUAUUAUCUGAGCCAGUUUUGAGCUGUCACAGACACUGCAAUAUUUUCAAGCAUGUUUGAUAUUAUUGCUACAUAAUCUUGUAGUGUUAGCAGCGCAGCAACAACGGUGAACUGCUCCAGCCAAUCACAUCUUAUCAUGCAUCUUUGGACAGGAAUGGAAAGCCACAGAUUUGAUCAUAAUUGGGUUUUAUUGUAAUAAACUAACAAGAAUGAUUUUCUAACAAAUACAUAAAUGCUCUGAGCACUAUACUUGACCAUUUGUGCUGUUUUAUUUACCUCCAACUCUUUUUUU